AUGGAUUUUAACCUCCUGACGGACAGUGAAGCCCGCAGCCCGGCGCUGUCGCUCUCUGACUCCGGGACCCCGCAGCACGACCAGGGAUGCAAAGGCCAGGACAACAGCGACACAGAGAAAUCCCACCAGAACCAGCUCGAUGAAUCUAACGCUGAGGAUGGUUCCCUGAAGAAGAAGCAGCGGCGGCAGAGGACCCACUUCACCAGCCAGCAGCUCCAGGAGCUGGAGGCCACUUUCCAGAGGAACCGCUACCCUGACAUGAGCACCAGAGAGGAGAUCGCUGUCUGGACCAACCUCACAGAGGCACGGGUCAGGGUAUGGUUCAAGAACCGCCGUGCCAAGUGGAGAAAGCGGGAGAGAAACCAGCAGGCAGAGUUGUGCAAAAAUGGCUUCGGUGCCCAGUUCAAUGGACUCAUGCAACCCUAUGAUGACAUGUACACAGGCUACUCGUACAAUAACUGGGCUACCAAGAGCCUAGCGAGCAGCCCACUGUCGGCCAAGAGCUUCCCUUUCUUUAACUCCAUGAAUGUAAGCCCCCUGUCGUCCCAGCCCAUGUUCUCCCCCCCAAGCUCCAUCCCCUCCAUGAACAUGGCCUCCAGCAUGGUGCCCUCGGCGGUGGCUGGGGUUCCUGGCGCGGGCCUCAACAACCUGGGCAACCUCAACAACCUCAACAGCCCCACGGCACUUAACUCGGUAGCGGUGACGGCUGCUACUUGCCCCUAUGCCACCACAGCAAGCCCGUACAUGUACAGAGACACCUGCAACUCCAGUCUGGCCAGCCUGCGGCUCAAGGCCAAGCAGCACGCCAACUUCGCCUAUCCGGCAGUGCAGAACCCCGUGUCCAACCUGAGCCCCUGCCAGUAUGCUGUGGACCGACCAGUAUGAAGAGGCAACCUUCUAGAAGCACCCCUGACCCGACUGACCAGCCGUAAGUCCACUACUGCCCCCCCCCCCCCUCCAGCCCCUAC
Myripristis murdjan (pinecone soldierfish) is the source of this 968-nucleotide messenger RNA. It is a transcript of the gene pitx3, whose product is annotated as paired-like homeodomain 3. Gene Ontology annotation, molecular function: RNA polymerase II cis-regulatory region sequence-specific DNA binding; DNA-binding transcription factor activity, RNA polymerase II-specific. The coding region runs from base 1 to 885 and encodes 294 amino acids. Lineage: Eukaryota; Metazoa; Chordata; Actinopteri; Holocentriformes; Holocentridae. Gene Ontology annotation, biological process: regulation of transcription by RNA polymerase II; anatomical structure morphogenesis. The transcript has 3 exons. The record is from RefSeq and is a predicted model, not a curated record. Gene Ontology annotation, cellular component: nucleus.